GCUCAGUUUCCAGCUGAGAGCUCUGCCUGUGUGAUUGAUCCAGCCUACCGAGGGGCUGGAGAUGGCCAGACUGACGGAGAGAGAGGCGAGGAGGCAACAGCAGCAGCAUCCCCCGCAGCAGCAGCCCCGAGCCUGCCCCAUGAGCGGCCCCGAGCCCACUGCUCAGCAAUCAGACAGCAUGAAGGACCUGGACGCCAUCAAAUUGUUCGUGGGGCAGAUCCCUCGCAACCUGGAGGAGAAGGACCUCAAGCCUCUCUUCGAGCAGUUCGGCAAGAUCUAUGAGCUCACCGUGCUCAAGGACCGCUAUACAGGCAUGCACAAGGGCUGUGCCUUCCUCACAUACUGUGCCAGAGACUCUGCCAUCAAAGCACAAACAGCCCUGCAUGAGCAGAAGACACUUCCUGGGAUGGCACGGCCCAUUCAGGUGAAGCCCGCAGACAGCGAAAGUCGGGGAGGUGACCGCAAACUGUUUGUGGGGAUGCUGAGCAAACAACAAUCAGAAGAAGAGGUGACCAGCAUGUUUCAAGCAUUUGGAUCUAUUGAGGAAUGUUCUGUUCUACGGGGGCCUGAUGGAAGCAGCAAAGGCUGUGCUUUUGUAAAGUUUUCGUCUCACGCUGAAGCUCAGGCAGCGAUACAUGCCCUCCAUGGAAGUCAGACAAUGCCAGGUGCCUCAUCCAGCCUUGUGGUUAAAUUUGCGGAUACAGAUAAGGAGAGAACAUUGCGCCGGAUGCAACAAAUGGUUGGUCAGCUGGGAAUCUUUACCCCAUCAUUAGCACUCCCCAUAAGUCCAUACAGUGCAUAUGCACAAGCGCUUAUGCAGCAGCAGACAACUGUUCUGUCAACAUCACACGGUAGUUAUCUGAGCCCUGGCGUGGCGUUUCCCCCAUGCCAUAUUCAACAAAUAGGAGCUGUCAACCUGAACGGGCUCCAAGCCACACCCAUCACACCAGCAUCAGGACUUCAUUCUCCGCCAGUCAUUGGUACUGCUACAGUACCUGGCCUGGUCGCUCCACUAACCAAUGGAUUUCCAGGGCUUGUACCAUUUCCCAGCAGUCACCCAGCUUUGGACACAAUUUACACCAAUAGCAUUAUGCCAUACCCAGCCCAAAGUCCAGCACUGACAGUGGAGAGCCUGCACCCUUCCUUCCCUGGGGUACAGCAGUAUUCAGCUAUUUAUCCCACUGCAGCUCUUACACCUGUCACACACAGCACCCCGCAGCCUCCUCCUAUUCUGCAGCAACGUGAAGGACCCGAGGGCUGUAACCUAUUCAUCUAUCACCUUCCCCAAGAGUUUGGGGAUAAUGAGCUAACACAAAUGUUUCUGCCCUUUGGAAACAUCAUUUCAUCCAAAGUGUUCAUGGAUCGAGCGACCAAUCAGAGCAAAUGUUUUGGAUUUGUCAGCUUUGAUAAUCCAUCGAGUGCUCAAACGGCAAUCCAAGCCAUGAAUGGAUUUCAAAUAGGAAUGAAGAGGCUUAAGGUCCAGCUAAAGAGGCCCAAGGACACAAGCCAACCAUACUGACCACCCACAGGCCGAUAGGCCCUCCUGAUCAUACAGGUACACAAUGGACCUUUGACUCCUGAAUCCUUUCCUAUAGGAUUAUGGGAAAAAGAAGACUUUUUCCUUCUAAACACUCCCUCCCACCCUUGAGCCUCAUGACCUUUGUCCCUCACCCACACUCAAGGACCAAAAAAUAAAAAGGUGACUAUGGGGAGAAGCAGCAAGAACCAAGCUACCUAAACACAAGUUUGUGUCUUGUGAGUGUUCUAUGUCUGUCUGCUGAAUGCCCAAGAAAGACCACCCCUGAUGGAACAAACUUACACCUGAUGACCUCCUUUAAAUGACCAAAUACAAGAGGGGGUAUAGGGUGAUGCCCUUCAGGUGGCAAACCCCCCACCAUAAGAGUGUCUACUGAUUUGCAGUGCAAAGAACUGUUUACGUAUUUAUAUGAACAUAUUUAUUUAUUGGGGAGGCCCAAUGCAACAUACCACACCCCUUUUCACUGCCAGAGGGCCAAGCAAUGUGGGAUGGUGUUAAAACAUUGUUUAUUUUGUUUUAGAUUUUUUUCUUGGUUAUUUGCGGAGGACAGGGUGUUCUGGGUGGGCAGGAUUGGAGCUCAACAGAGUUCAAAGGUCAUGUUUACAAAGCAGCCCCCCACACUCACAGGGAAGUUUCCAUUUGUCUGCUGCUCAUACACCUGGCCCCCCAGAAAAAAGGGCUGGACUUUUGCAUCUGCUCCAAAACCCUGCUCUGCAUCUUUCAGGACUGGGGAGGACUUAACCAUUCAAUGUUGUUCUGCGAAGAAACUGCAGAAGAGAAGCUGAAUCUGAUAUCCAUGCCUCAUUCUUACGGCAGAGAUUACCUGCUACCUAUCCAACUUCCCUUUGUGUUAACAAGGCGCUAAAUGGUCUCAUUAACGAAAAUGCUUGAGUUUCAUACUAGAAAGUCAGGAUGUGCGAAGUUUUUCGCCAACAUCAUAUUCCCCAAACCGCCACGGCUGCUUUUCUGUUUAGAGAAAAUUUCUAUGACUGCUUAUCAGAGGGUUUAGGCUUUGUCAGAAUUAAAAAAGAUUUGUUUUAAUUAAUAAAGUUUUAAGGGCCAAGUGAGGCAGAUGUUACAUGCUGACAUCUAGUGUUUCAGAGUAGAGAACAUCAGUUUGAUCCCACUGUAAGCUGAUAUAGCAAACUUCAGCUUGGGGUGAAAAAACACAGUGUACAUCUGUUCAGAUGCAUAAAAUCCAUAAAAUAUAAUUGUAUGCCAGUUUGUAUUUUCGCCCAGUGCAUGGCUGCCAGUAUGUUAAAUGAUUCCUGGGACAUCUUGCCAUGGAACAAGUGGCUAAUUGCAUUAAUGGAAUGAUCUACAUGGGCCUUGCUAGAUUGUAAUCUUUAUCAUGAUACCAUGGUUAGGUAAGCCGUAUGAUUUCAGUUUAGUAAAUAUUACCUUAAAAAAAAAAAAAAGCAAGAACAAUAAAAUCAUGAGAUUUAUAACUUUUAGGAGGACGGUAUAGUCUUAAAGCACUAUGUAGUGUUCAAUACAUAUCAUGAAAACCUUGUCCCUGAAAAUGAGCAUCAGUUAGUGACCAUUAUUAUGCAUCUAUAUUCAACAUUCUGCAUUAUAGGUCCAUUUAUUAGUAAAUAAAUCUGUUGCACUUGUAUACUGAUAAGAAAAGAUUUACAAUUUAUUUAGAAUAGUCUUAAGCACAUUGUAAUGAAUAUAGCAGGAUUAACAUUUAAACUGUACCUGUAUGCACCGCAAUCCGCUAUUUUAUGGGCUCAAAUCAGCCUACUGCAAAAUGAUGACACCACCCUGUGAAAUCAUUGGCUGUUCUCCAAAAAUACUGAUUGAGCCAAUAAAAUGGCUGCCUGUGCUACAUAGUUGACAAUUACAUUUGUUUUUGGCCAGUGUGGCCUAAAGCACACAGGCAUGUAAACAUUAAGCAUUUAUCAUAUUUUACCGAGGAAAUCCAACUGGGGUUUUUAGGAAUAUGUAGAAGUUAGGUUUGAUUAAGGUGGGUUAUUGUAGUGUAGCAUCCUCAAGGCAUGAGGUACAGUUGUCACUAGUAAAAUAGAAAAGUUAAUUUUAACGCAAUGGAAACCAGCAACGUUUUGCUAAUUUCUUUAGUCUACUCAGUGCAGUAAUGAGGUAACAGCCUACCCCAAGAACAAGGGGUCGUUGCAUCUGUGGUCACUUGUAAAUACCAUUUUUAUACUUCAAACAUUCCUUAUCUCAGAUGUGAAAAGAAGCGGCCCUGGUUAAGCACAAGAAGGAAGGGGGGCUUCUGGGCUUGUUUUACCUCUCCCGGUUCUUCAGUCUAUAAUUACCACAAAUUAUCAGUUUACCCUCUUCUCUAAAUGGAUGGCAGCAUCACAAAGAGCAGGUUUCCUAAAAGAUGUCACUGUUACCCUUCUGUAGAUGAAAAACAUCUUCCCCCUACCCAUAUUCGCUGUUGCAGGGUCUCUGAAAGGCACUAUGUGUAUAUAUAUAGACAUAAGAUUAUAUUUGUGCUGCAGAGGAUAACACAGAUUACUACUUGUAAAACCUAUUUUCCACUGUCAGACGGGCCACAAUUGUGUUGUUAUAGUUAUUGUAUUACAGGCCUCCUACUAAAUUUAAUGCCAGUUAAAGUUCAAACCAGAUUGCAGUGUUAUGUGAGGAAGGCCUGAGACAUUUACCACCGUAAAUUCUGUAGGGUCUAGGACUGAAUACUAUAAACUAGAUAUUUUUUCCAUGAAUAUAGAUAAUGAGGCUUGUGGCUUAACUCUGAACUUGACUUACAAAAUACAAGUAAAUAUAUUACAUGAGCUAUAAAGGAUUUUUCAUAAGAAAGACAAAGCACAGUUUAACCAGAUGAGGAAAAGGGUUAAAGCAGCUAAUUGUUUAGCACUGAAAUUUUUCGCAUCAACCUCCACAGCUCGCCUUGCCAUUGGUUUAUUCAUCUUGUACAGAGAGUUUCCAAGAUUGCCACCAAUGUGAGCAGGAAAUCUUCAGGGCUGUCAGUGAUUAAUUAUCAUAUCGUAUUCAGUGCUAAUUUGGCACCGGUGGAUUGGGCAGCACAUGGACUUGUGCCUCAUGUGCUCAUAUAAGCAAGUGCUUUCUCUGCAUCACAGCCUCUUCAUACGUCACCUGGGCCGCACAUUCCCUGGGUGUGUAUAAGAUUAUAUCUGUGACAGAAAAAUCCAGGUGUUCAGAACAGCUGCCAUUUACGAAAGAAUUAAAAGCUAAUUCUUAAGGC
This is a messenger RNA of Rana temporaria (common frog), 4730 nucleotides long. RefSeq names its product CUGBP Elav-like family member 5 (gene CELF5). Gene Ontology annotation, biological process: regulation of alternative mRNA splicing, via spliceosome; mRNA splice site recognition. The coding region runs from base 62 to 1519 and encodes 485 amino acids. The record is from RefSeq and is a predicted model, not a curated record. The transcript has 13 exons. Gene Ontology annotation, cellular component: ribonucleoprotein complex; cytoplasm; nucleus. NCBI's taxonomy places the organism in Eukaryota, Metazoa, Chordata, Amphibia, Anura, Ranidae. Gene Ontology annotation, molecular function: mRNA binding.